This is a messenger RNA of Betta splendens (Siamese fighting fish), 2380 nucleotides long. RefSeq names its product tenomodulin (gene tnmd). The coding region runs from base 111 to 1016 and encodes 301 amino acids. Gene Ontology annotation, biological process: negative regulation of endothelial cell proliferation; negative regulation of angiogenesis. The record is from RefSeq and is a predicted model, not a curated record. NCBI's taxonomy places the organism in Eukaryota, Metazoa, Chordata, Actinopteri, Anabantiformes, Osphronemidae. The transcript is spliced from 7 exons.
UCCCCUUCAGCACACUCCCAAAGAAAAGGAGCUGGGACUCGUCCCCUCGCAGAGCGUUAGCGUUAGUGUUUUCCCCCGGCCAAGAGGGUAGAAGGUUCCUCCUGUGCAUUAUGGAGACUAGCAGCCAAUCCAGUAGUCAACAGAUUCUCUGGAAAGAUGUUGAGGCGGGCAAAGAGAAAAGAGCUAAGUACCAGACCUUCCAGCGGGCGGCUCUGGUUCUGGCGCUGGUCUUCCUGGUCUUGGCUCUCUGCGUUUUCAGCCUGAGGUACCUGUGGAGCCCCGGCCCAGGGAAGGUGUACGAUCAUCAGUACAAAGCGGUGUUGGACGGCGUGGAGACAGACAGCGUGAUGGAGAUUGACCCCGGCCGGCGCAUCGAGCUCUUCCGAAUGGGGAACGGAAGCGAGGAGGUGCUCGAGGUGCACGACUUCAAACACGGAAUCACUGGUAUCCGGUUUGCCCAACAUCAGAGGUGCUACAUCAGGACCCAGACUAGGAAACUACCCAGCGUGGCAGAGGUGGACACUGAGCUGCUGCAGGUGGACGAGGCGGAGGCCGUGGACGCGAAGGUGGACGAGUCCCAAGUGUGGGUUCCCGCUGAGGAGCCGAUCGUUAACCCGGCCUUCCUCCUCGACUCCAAGAUCUGGGAGAUUUGCCAGGAGCUGCCCAUCCACUGGAUGCAUCCCUCCCCCCUGAGCGACGCGGAGGCGGACGGCGUGGACGCGGACGGCGUGGACGCGCCCGGCGCAGAGGCCGCGGGUCAGCGCUUCGCCCGCGACGUCCUGGACCACGCUCCCGUCAACGACUACAGAGACGUGGGCCUGGAGCUGGACAACCGCCUGGACGACCACGGCUACUGCUGCCAGCACUGCCGCCGCGGCUACCGCUACUGCCGCCGCUACUACGAGCCCCUGGGCGGCUUCAACCCGUGGCCCUACUACUACCAGGGAGGGCGGGUCAUCUGCCAGAUCGUGAUGCCGUGCAACUGGUGGAUCGCGCGCAUGCUGGGGAGGAUCUGAGGCGUCCGGGUCCGGGACCGGGUCUGGGACCGGGUCCGGGACCGCAGCACCUUGUUGCAGGUGCUAAUUCUCCUUUUGAUAAAUAUCCCAGGCUACUUGGGAGACCAUAGCAGUCCAUUGCACACAGUAAUUAUCCAAUCUGAAAGUUGGCCCAUUGAGUAUGAAUCACUCUAAACAGUCUAAAUGGCAUUUGAAGCGUUUAAAAGGCUUUGAUCUUUUCCAGCUGUCUAAUUUUCUCCGCUUAUCCACCUAUUCGCCCUCCUUGUUCUUAGACGCCGCUGAAUGAGCGCCAUUCACUAAACUAACUGCUCUUCUCUUGUGAUGCAUUGGCGGUGCUUUUAAUAGGCUCAAAGACGCUGUCACAUUUACUGUAAUACAUAUGCGCUCGCAGCAUAGCAACACCUGACUCGUUUAGCAUUAACAUUAUUAGAACGGCAAAGACACACUUGCCUAAGUCAUUGCAACACAAUAGAAUGAAAUAUAUAAACCCAGACACAAUCAGAACACGAGCUGCAGCCUUUUCUUUUCAUUUAAAUCAAGUCAAAAAUACAUAAAACUGCUAAAAUGUCAAUGGAGACGCAGAAGAAGUUGCUGAAGGCGUCUGGACUUUCCUGAAUGUCUCUAUGUAUUAUGUCAAUUCCUUUCUUUGUGUUUUUUGGCAUCAUAAACACAGUAUAAUUAAAGAUGCACAGACCUCAGCUGUCUUUUGUGAUGUACUUACUGUUGUGUUAUCCUCCGCGGCUCGCGCUGCUGUUGCAAUGCGCAGGAUGCUUUAAAUAGUGCCACUGUUCAAACACUUGCUUCUUUGCAGAGGCGAUUCUAAUCUGUGGCGCCGCAUCUCAAUCUGUCGUGCCGAAACAACUCUCAUCUGCAGCUAACAGAUAAGUACGCGGGAUAGGCAUUUGUAAUUGAUGUUCUGUCGUCAGAAUAACAAGGUGCAUAAACACCCGAGAGUAUUGGAGCUAUGUGAGAUUUUCAGAAGUUAAACAGAAAGAGAAAAAUGGAGCAGUCUUGUUGUCCUAGUUUGCCUUGAAGUCUUGCGUACGUUUCUAUUUCCUGUUUUGCCUUUUUUUAUUAAGAUUUAUUGAAUAUCCUCAGUUGUACUAACAUAUAAGAGAAGGUGAUUCUUUGAAAGAAACUUAACGCCCGAAGGUGUUUGUGUGAAAGCUGGUUUGAUUGCGUCUCCUUCAUUACGUGGAACAAACAGAUCUCCGUCUCUUUCCUCCAUUAGUCCCGCUGCUCAUUAUUAGAAACGCUUUGCAAGAAAUUAAAAAUCUAAGCAUAUAUACUCUUAUUCUGUUUAAUAACCUGAUGCAUAACAAUGCUUUGUUUACAGUGAAAUAAAAAUACCUUUCCGUACAUUG